AUGGCGUCUGCUGUCAACUCUCUACCCUCGAAUGGAGCUGGAGCCACGCCGCUGAACUCCUCCGUUUCGCCAAAUACGAUGGCUUCUAGAGCUGCCGGUCGUCCUUCUUCCGGUGUCAAGGGAGCAGAUGUCAGUCGUCGUCAGUCAGGGAGCCCCGUCGACGGUGGUCAGAGACGCCCCAGUUCCCAGAAAGCAUGGACGCAGAACAUCAACCCUGCUACCCAGAAGCCAUCCAGUCCGUAUCCACAGCAGAAUGGAACUGCAUCAAGGAAGUCUGCCAUGUCUCCCAGCCCUGCCUCCAACAAGGAGUCGUCCACUCCCGACCAACACGCACACGACCGGCUUAUCUUCCUUCUCACAGCCGCCAUCGGGAGCAAUGUGUUCCUCACCAUGAAAGAUGGCGAGAAAUUCACCGGAAUCUUCUCCGGCUCUACGCUAGAGUCUAAUGAAACCAUAAUAAUCCUUAAGAUGGCCCGCCACCCCCCGUCAGACUCUGAAGCCGCAUCGACACAGUCGAAUGGUGUCAGCCAAACUAAAUCCCCCUAUCUUGGCUCCGGCCCAGACCAUCAAUUGAUGAUCUAUGUCCAAGAUAUCACCUGCUUAGAUAUCCCAUCACUAUCAACUUCAGGCGUAGCAGCCAAGGAGCAGAACGGACCUUCAUCCGGCUUCCGGACCGACACCGAUAUUUCUGGAAACCAGCCAGGCCGUGAAAGGCAGCUGCAACGCUGGGAACCAAGUGGAACAGACGCAACCAUUGAAUGGGCUCCGGAGUCAGAGAACACUGGAGCAGGAUGGGAUCAGUUCGAAACCAAUGCUCGACUCUUCGGCGCCACAUCGAGCUAUGACGAGAACAUAUACACCACUCGUAUCGAUCGGUCCGACCCAUCUUACAAGCAUAAGGAAGCCGAGGCUGCCAGGAUUGCUCGGGAGAUUGAAUCUUCCAACACCGAUAAUGUGCACAUGCGUGAGGAACGGGGCCAUGUCCAACAUGACGAUAUCGAUGAAGAAGCGAAAUAUAGUGGUGUGAGACGUGACGCAUCGGCUGUUGCUCCCUUGCCUUCAGGACAGCCUAACAAAUAUAUGCCCCCGGCCAGACGACCACCUACCGGCCAGCCAACUGUGCCUGGUGCUCCAGUCGACCCUGCCAUUAUUUCUGCCCAGGUUGCUCGCCCUGACAGCCAAACCAAAGCGCCAUCUCAGCCCAAGGAGACUCCUGCAGCGCCCUCCAGUAAGGGGCCACAGGAGAAGGCUCCCACUGCUCCCACUGCUCCCACUGCUCCCAAGUCUACCGAGGCUCUGAAAUCCGUCGCAAGUAAUGGUGCAAUAGAUGCCGAACGUAAAGUAGCUGCAGCUGGUUCUUCCCAGGCGUCGUCUACUUCGUCCGCUCCACGAACGGGCGGCGAAAAUGCUGCCUCUAAUGUUGAAACCGAAGUACUUGAUCAUUUCCGACGAUUUGCUAACGACGAGAAGAUGAAACUCCAAGAGCGACGACGCAACCAGGCAUCAUAUGACCGGACGAUCAAACUUAAUGAGCUCAUGAAAUUUUCUAAGAACUUCAAACUAGGUACCCCCGUCCCUAAGGAUUUGGUACCCAUCCUAGCCAAGGAUCCUAGCAAGCAGGAGGAGAUUAUCGAGCGUGCGAAGAAACAGCAUGAAGAAAAGAAUGCUGCUGUGCCAACUAAACCAACCGCUGCUACCCCCACUGCCUCUAAUGCAGCUAGCGCGGAAACGAAGCCAGCUUCUCGUAACGCAGGAGCUUCUCGCUAUGAGGGCGGAAAUGGUCUCCCUGGAGCUAUUCCUGACCGACAAGGGAGUUAUGGACGUGGCCGUCAAGUUUAUCCUCCCAUGGGUCCCCACGCUGGACGUCAGCUUCAGCAUCCGGGAGGCCAUCCAGGACGCGCUGGGCCAGGCUUACUUAGUCACCGGUUAGUCGAGAUCCAGCAGCAACGCAAAGGCUCAAAUAUAGGGCCUGUUCCAACACCUUUACCCGCACAAGACGCCCGUGUGCAACCAACUGGCCCGACAGGAGAUCAAGGACCAAGCAACGGCCCUCCAAAAGCGGCCCACACUCCUACUUCUUCAUCCGCGUCCACCAAAUUCAAUGUUCGCGCUAUGGAAUUCAAACCGAACCCAGCCGCAAGCACAUUUACCCCUGCUGGGACCUCAGGUGGUCCAUCCGCUACUGCUGCCGUAAACGCUCGGCCUCAGUCUGUUCCACGAGCUACAAGCCCUACGGCCUUCUUUGGCUCCAAUAAACCAUUACCUGCUUCCGAAAGACCCUUAAUCGUGAAUAGCUUCAACCCCGUAAAGCGGAUGAAGAAAGAAAUUACUGAGGCAGGAUCCAAGGACUAUGCCUUUAAUGGAGGCAUUCCACCGGCCUACAGAACCGCUCCCACCUGGGAUGUCUCUCCUAUCAAUGAGAAGAAGACGUACGCGGACAUGUUCAAACCUCCGGUCACCACUGCAUCCGCUUCACCACAGUCUCGAUCUUCAAACACCCAAAUGCCACACCAGCAGCAAUUGCCAUAUCAUCUUCCGCACACUGGCCACAACCUUCCGCCAAACAGCGGACCUCCCACCCAUCUUAUCCCUCCACAGCAGCCACACGCUGCCCCAAUGCAUUACGACGAUCAUCAUCGUAUGCAAAUGUCUGCAUCGUCUUCACAGGUUUUCCCUUCUCCACGACUGCAGCACAGUACUCCGAUGGCUUACCAACACUCCGUUGGCCCUCAUAACCAGAUGGCCAUGGGCCAUGGUGUACCUCCAUACUACCCACAACCCGGCCAUGUGCGCCAUUACCCCAAUGGACCGCAAUUUUCUAACCCUCCUAACGGUGGUGCUCCGAUGAUGGCCCAUCAGGCCUCAAACGGGCCUUAUAUGAAUAUGCCACCACAAAGCAUAACUCCGUAUAAUCCUCCAAUGCAGAUGUUCUCCCCAAACCCUGGCCACGUUUACCCGCAGCACGUACCCCCAAUGCAGACACAUAGUGGAUACCCAAGCCCUAGCCGCGGUGCGCCAAUGAUGAUGCACCAAGGCUCUCAGCAAGGACCUCCUCCUCAACCAAUGAUGGCCAUGAAUGGACAGCCAGGACAAAGCUACUAUCCCCCUCAGCAGCCGAACCACAUGCCACCAAUACGUCCUGGUCACCACCAGCAGCACCCUCACUUUGCCUCCAGUCCCCAUCAAGCACACAAUUACCCGCAUCACCAGUACCGCAACCAAAAUCAAAACAACAAUAAUAAUUUUACGCAAAUACCGCAUGGGCCUCCACCACCUAUGCAACCACAAGCCGGCCCACCACCUACCGCUGCCCCAGGUUCACAUCCAACCGAAGCUCCUGAAGAAGUGAAGUGA
Microsporum canis CBS 113480 is the source of this 3354-nucleotide messenger RNA. Its product is annotated as PAB1-binding protein 1. Bases 1 to 3354 code for a protein of 1117 amino acids. Lineage: Eukaryota; Fungi; Ascomycota; Eurotiomycetes; Onygenales; Arthrodermataceae. Gene Ontology annotation, molecular function: RNA binding. The transcript has 4 exons. Gene Ontology annotation, cellular component: cytoplasmic stress granule. Gene Ontology annotation, biological process: cytoplasmic stress granule assembly. The record is from RefSeq and is a predicted model, not a curated record.